Molecule: messenger RNA, 1200 nt
Organism: Plasmodium knowlesi strain H
Lineage: Eukaryota; Apicomplexa; Aconoidasida; Haemosporida; Plasmodiidae
Product: conserved Plasmodium protein, unknown function
Exons: 1
Coding region: 1-1200 (399 amino acids)
Source: RefSeq, a predicted model, not a curated record
AUGUUUAUCAACAGAAAACUCUUCAACUUUUACAAAAACAACACCUUCGCCUUUUGUCUGGGGAGCACAUGGUUCGUCCUCAUAAACAGCGGCCUGGUGUUUACCGGAAAGUACUUUAACAACUUCGACAAUCGUCAUUCGUACAUCGACGAUGCAGUUAGCGUCCUAAGGGUGUACCUUAAUUACGCGGAUAGUGCUAGCGUAAAAAUUUUAAAAAAAAAGGGGAACAUAGAUUCAUCGAACGGAAGGGCAAAGUGUGAACUCCUCUUAUCCCACAACGGGGAGCACAUUUACCUACAUGUGAACGCUGUAAAAAAAGACACUGGAAAAAAAGGAUACGACAAUUCAGAUGAACUGGACGAUGAAGAAGGGAAAGAUAUUUCAGACUAUAUAGAAAAUCCCUACUUAAUAAAAAAAGAAAUAAAGCUCCUUCUACAGAGGCUACGCUUGUUUGUUUCAUCCUUUAUCUCAAGCAGGGGUGACCAAGAUGGAGGGCAAUCUGCCCAACAUAAUCAAGCGGCUGAAACAGGAGCAGACAACACACUACAGCGUCAUAAGGAAGUACCAAACAAACAUAUGGAUAUGUUAAACAUCAUUGGAAAGGGAAACAAAUGGAAGAUCAACAAUAUAAUGAUGGUUAAAAGAAAAAGGUUAACAGAUGACGAGCACAAAAAUGCGGGAAAAAAAUCUCUACUAAAUCGUGUAAACCUUUUGGUAAAUAAUUUUUUCCAUUACAAGUAUGAAAUACAUGGCGUGCAUGGCCAUCCUGCACACAAUUCGUACUUUUAUAAAUAUGACCAGAAAAAGAAAACCUUUAGCCAAAAGCAAAAGAAUUUGGGGAAAUUCCUCUUUUGCGCAUUCGUCCUUUCUACAGUUUUGGGUAUUAAAAGAAUUUACAUUUAUACAAAUUCCUAUUUUGGUUUAAAUUUUGUUAAAAAGUUUGUGCUGGGCAAUGACGAACUGUAUAAGAUUAUGGGGAAUAGUCCAAUUCAAAUUUUGAGCAUAUCUGGUGUGCAUGAGAAAAAUUACCUGAACAGCAAGGUGUUUAUUCAGGCCAUGGACAAACAGGGCGUGGUUCAAAUGACGGCCACGAAGGGAAAAACGGACAAGGGAUUUCUGAUUCUGCACGCGAAGCUUCUGCUAGGCAGUCAGACGAUCGAGCUGCGGAAGGGGAACUCCCACGGUGGAAAUGUCCAUUAG